AUGGGACUAUCCGUCGUCAUUGGACUAACAUCUUCAAUCAGUGCCACUACACACCCAAGUGCACCUGCAGUAGACGAGAGACAGUAUUGGCUCCAACAACAACAACCAGGAUACCCUAUUCCACUACCAAUACAACAGACCACUUCGACUAAAGUACUGUUUGUAAAGACAGUCAGGAGCAAGGAGGAGGGCGAACAACUUAGGAUGCAACUUGGUCCUGAAUAUGUUGACAAGGUAGUCGUCCCAUUGGACUCGGAGAAGAGAGUGCCACUUGGACACGCAUUCGUAUACUGUCAUACAAUAGACGACUCAAAGACAUUGAUGGACAAGUACCAGGACACUGGCUUUGAGUUCCAAGGACGCAAGAUCAGUAUGACCUGGGGUCUGCCCAAGAACAAACAUCGAAUGGUGGGCAUUGGUGGCGAGCCCUACCUCGCAGACUAUAGCCAGUUCUUGAGUAUGGCAUACCCUGCCGAAUACUUGUACGGUCCACAAGCAGCUGCAGCGUUGGCCUAUCCUCACCAACCCGCCGGUGCACCAUCACGACGAACUAAUCCCAGAAUGGUGCCACCAACUAUCGGUAGUACUGAUCCCUACUAUACACCAUCCACAGCACUACCAAUUGCAAUGACAUCGAUGGCUGCAUAUGAUAUGGGUGGUGGAGGAUGGGGACUAGCCCCCGAAGGAGCAUGGCCCUACUAUCAUCCAUCAUCAUCAUCAACUCGUGGUUCAUACUCUUCUGGUGGUCGUGGUGGUCGUGGUGGCGGAGGUGGAGGCGGUAGUUCAUACCGCGGUGGAGGUGGAGGUGGAGAUAGAGGUGGUGGAGAUAGAGGUGGCGGAGAUAGAGGUGGUGGAGAUAGAGGCGGAUCCUCAAGGUAUUCAACAUCUACAUCAACACGUAAUCCAAGAUACACGCCUUAUUAA
Molecule: messenger RNA, 924 nt
Organism: Acytostelium subglobosum LB1
Lineage: Eukaryota; Evosea; Eumycetozoa; Acytosteliales; Acytosteliaceae
Exons: 1
Coding region: 1-924 (307 amino acids)
Molecular function (GO): nucleic acid binding
Source: RefSeq, a predicted model, not a curated record